Manis javanica (Malayan pangolin) is the source of this 9298-nucleotide messenger RNA. It is a transcript of the gene CDC42BPA, whose product is annotated as CDC42 binding protein kinase alpha. NCBI's taxonomy places the organism in Eukaryota, Metazoa, Chordata, Mammalia, Pholidota, Manidae. The record is from RefSeq and is a predicted model, not a curated record. Gene Ontology annotation, biological process: actomyosin structure organization; peptidyl-threonine phosphorylation. Gene Ontology annotation, cellular component: cytoplasm; cytoskeleton; actomyosin. Gene Ontology annotation, molecular function: protein serine/threonine kinase activity; ATP binding.
AAAAAGCGUAAUAAUAGUUUAAAGGAAAGUCGGCGGAAAUUGAAGCAAACAUGUCAGGGGAAGUGCGUUUGAGGCAGUUGGAGCAGUUCAUUCUGGACGGGCCGGCUCAGACCAAUGGGCAGUGCUUCAGCGUGGAAACCUUACUGGACAUACUUAUCUGCCUUUAUGAUGAAUGCAGUAAUUCUCCAUUGAGAAGAGAGAAGAACAUUCUUGAAUACCUGGAAUGGGCUAAACCAUUUACUUCUAAAGUGAAACAAAUGCGAUUACAUAGAGAAGACUUUGAAAUAUUAAAGGUGAUUGGUCGAGGAGCUUUUGGAGAGGUUGCUGUAGUGAAACUCAAAAAUGCAGAUAAAGUAUUUGCCAUGAAAAUAUUGAAUAAAUGGGAAAUGCUGAAAAGAGCUGAGACAGCAUGUUUUCGUGAAGAAAGAGAUGUGUUAGUGAAUGGAGACAAUAAAUGGAUUACAGCUUUGCAUUAUGCUUUCCAGGAUGACAAUAACUUAUACCUAGUUAUGGAUUAUUAUGUUGGUGGGGAUUUGCUUACUCUGCUCAGCAAAUUUGAAGAUCGAUUGCCUGAAGAGAUGGCCCGAUUUUACUUGGCUGAGAUGGUGAUAGCCAUUGAUUCAGUUCAUCAACUGCAUUAUGUACACAGGGACAUCAAACCUGACAAUAUAUUGAUGGACAUGAAUGGACAUAUUCGGUUAGCAGAUUUUGGUUCUUGCCUGAAACUGAUGGAAGAUGGAACGGUCCAGUCCUCAGUGGCUGUUGGAACUCCAGAUUAUAUCUCUCCUGAAAUCCUUCAAGCCAUGGAAGAUGGAAAAGGCAGAUAUGGACCUGAGUGUGACUGGUGGUCUUUGGGGGUCUGUAUGUAUGAAAUGCUUUAUGGAGAAACACCAUUUUAUGCAGAAUCUCUGGUGGAGACAUAUGGAAAAAUCAUGAAUCACAAAGAAAGGUUUCAGUUUCCAGUUCAAGUGACUGAUGUGUCUGAAAAUGCCAAAGAUCUUAUUCGAAGGCUUAUUUGUAGCAGAGAACAUCGACUUGGUCAAAAUGGAAUAGAAGACUUUAAGAAACACCCAUUUUUCAGUGGAAUCGAUUGGGAUAAUAUUCGAAACUGUGAAGCACCUUAUAUUCCAGAAGUUAGUAGCCCAACAGAUACAUCAAAUUUUGAUGUGGAUGAUGACUGUUUAAAGAAUUCUGAAACGAUGCCCCCACCAACACACACUGCAUUUUCUGGUCACCAUCUGCCAUUUGUUGGUUUUACAUAUACCAGUAGCUGUGUUCUUUCUGAUAGGAGCUGUUUAAGAGUUACUGCUGGUCCCACAUCACUGGAUCUUGAUGUUAAUGUUCAGAGGACUCUAGAUAACAACUUAGCAACAGAGGCUUAUGAAAGAAGAAUUAAGCGCCUUGAGCAGGAAAAACUUGAACUUAGUAGAAAGCUUCAAGAGUCAACACAGACUGUCCAAGCUCUGCAGUAUUCAACUGCUGAUGGUCCACUAACAGCAAGCAAAGACUUAGAAAUAAAAAACUUAAAAGAAGAGAUUGAAAAGCUAAGGAAACAAAUAAGAGAAUCAAGUCACUUGGAACAGCAACUUGAAGAAGCUAAGGCUGUAAGGCGAGAGCUGGAUGAUGCUUUUAGACAAAUCAAGGCUUAUGAGAAACAAAUCAGAGCAUUACAACAAGAACGGGAGGAAUUAAAUAAGGAACUAGUCCAGGCUAGUGAGCGAUUAAAAAACCAAUCCAAAGAGCUGAAAGACGCACACUGUCAGAGGAAACUGGCCAUGCAGGAAUUCAUGGAGAUCAAUGAGCGGCUAACAGAAUUGCACACCCAAAAACAGAAACUUGCUCGCCAUGUCCGAGAUAAGGAAGAAGAGGUGGACCUGGUGAUGCAAAAAGUUGAGAGCUUAAGGCAAGAACUGCGCAGAACAGAAAGAGCCAAAAAAGAGCUGGAAGUUCAUACAGAAACUGUAGCUGCUGAAGCAUCUAAAGACAGGAAACUGCGUGAACAAAGUGAGCACUAUUCUAAGCAACUGGAAAAUGAAUUGGAGGGACUGAAGCAAAAACAAAUAAGUUACUCACCAGGGGUAUGUAGCAUAGAACAUCAGCAAGAGAUAACCAAGCUAAAGACCGAUUUGGAAAAGAAGAGUAUCUUUUAUGAAGAAGAAUUGUCUAAAAGAGAAGGUAUACAUGCAAAUGAAAUUAAAAAUCUGAAGAAAGAACUGCAUGAUUCAGAAGGCCAGCAACUUGCUCUCAACAAAGAAAUUAUGAUUUUGAAGGACAAAUUGGAAAAAAACAGGAGAGAGAGUCAAAGUGAAAGGGAAGAAUUUGAAAAUGAGUUCAAACAACAGUACGAACGAGAAAAAGUGUUGUUAACUGAGGAAAAUAAAAAACUGACAAGUGAACUCGAUAAGCUUACCACUUUGUAUGAGAACUUAAGUAUGCACAACCAGCAGUUAGAAGAAGAGGUGAAGGAUUUAGCAGACAAGAAAGAAUCAGUUGCACAUUGGGAAGCCCAAAUCACAGAAAUAAUUCAGUGGGUCAGUGAUGAAAAGGAUGCACGGGGCUAUCUUCAGGCCUUGGCUUCUAAAAUGACUGAAGAAUUGGAAGCAUUGAGAAGUUCCAGCUUGGGUACAAGAGCAACGGAUAUGCCCUGGAAAAUGCGUCGUUUUGCAAAACUGGAUAUGUCGGCUAGACUGGAAUUGCAGUCAGCUCUGGAUGCAGAAAUAAGAGCUAAACAGGCCAUCCAAGAAGAGCUAAAUAAAGUUAAAGCAUCUAACAUCAUAACAGAAUGUAAAUUAAAAGAUACUGAGAAGAAGAACUUGGAACUACUGUCAGAAAUCGAACAGCUGAUAAAGAACACUGAAGAGCUUAGAUCUGAAAAGGGUAUAGAGCACCAAGACUCACAGCAUUCUUUCUUGGCAUUUUUGAAUACGCCUACCGAUGCUCUGGAUCAAUUUGAAGAUUCCUUUUCUUCUUCCUCAUCUUCACUGAUUGAUUUUUUGGAUGACCGCUCUCCAUCCUGUACUGCAGCUAGCAAAGGCAGACGUAUUGUAGACUCUACUCCUCUUCCAGUUCACACACCAACCUUAAGGAAAAAGGGAUGCCCUGGUUCAACUGGCUUUCCACCUAAGCGCAAGACUCAUCAGUUUUUUGUUAAAUCUUUUAUGACACCCACCAAAUGUCAUCAGUGUACUUCUUUGAUGGUGGGUUUGAUAAGACAGGGAUGUUCCUGUGAAGUGUGUGGAUUCUCAUGUCAUAUAACUUGUGUAAACAAAGCUCCAACUGCUUGUCCAGUUCCUCCUGAACAGACGAAAGGGCCCCUGGGUAUAGAUCCACAGAAGGGAAUAGGAACAGCGUAUGAAGGUCAUGUCAGGAUCCCUAAGCCAGCUGGAGUGAAGAGAGGAUGGCAGCGGGCCCUCGCUGUGGUCUGUGACUUCAAGCUCUUUCUGUAUGACACUGCUGAAGGAAAAGCUUCACAGCCCAGUGUUGCAGUCACUCAGGUGAUUGACAUGAGGGAUGAAGAAUUUUCUGUGAGUUCAGUCUUGGCUUCUGAUGUUAUUCAUGCAAGUCGAAAAGAUGUACCCUGUAUAUUUAGAGUCACAGCUUCCCAGCUCUCAGCAUCUAGUAGCAAAUGUUCGAUCCUGAUGCUGGCAGAUACUGAGAACGAGAAGAGUAAGUGGGUAGGAGUGCUGAGUGAAUUGCACAAGAUUCUGAAGAAAAACAAAUUCAGGGACCGCACAGUCUAUGUUCCCAAAGAGGCUUAUGACAGCACUCUACCCCUCAUUAAAACAACACAGGCAGCUGCAAUCAUAGAUCAUGAAAGAAUAGCUUUGGGAAAUGAAGAAGGGUUAUUUGUUGUGCAUGUCACCAAAGAUGAAAUUAUCAGAGUUGGUGACAACAAGAAAAUUCAUCAGAUUGAACUCAUUCCAAACGAUCAGCUUGUUGCUGUGAUCUCUGGACGAAAUCGUCAUGUACGACUUUUUGCUAUGUCAGCUUUGGACGGACGAGAGACUGACUUUUAUAAGCUGGCAGAAACUAAAGGGUGUCAAACCAUAACUUCUGGAAAAGUGUGCCAUGGAGCUCUUACAUGCCUGUGUGUGGCUAUGAAAAGGCAGGUCCUCUGUUAUGAACUAUUUCAGAGCAAGACCCGUCACAGAAAAUUUAAGGAAAUUCAAGUCCCUUAUAAUGUCCAAUGGAUGGCAAUCUUCAGCGAACAGCUCUGUGUGGGAUUCCAGUCAGGAUUUCUAAGAUACCCCUUGAAUGGAGAAGGAAGUCCAUACAGCAUGCUCCAUUCAAAUGAUCACACCCUAUCAUUUAUUGCACAUCAGCCAGUGGAUGCCAUCUGUGCAGUUGAAAUCUCCAGUAAAGAAUAUCUGCUGUGUUUUAACAGCAUUGGGAUAUACACGGACUGCCAGGGCCGAAGAUCUAGACAGCAGGAACUGAUGUGGCCAGCAAAUCCUUCCUCUUGUUGUUACAAUGCACCGUAUCUCUCGGUGUAUAGUGAAAACGCAGUUGAUAUCUUCGAUGUGAACUCCAUGGAAUGGAUUCAGACUCUCCCACUCAAAAAGGUCCGACCCUUAAACAGUGAAGGAUCGUUAAAUCUGUUAGGGCUGGAGACAAUUAGAUUAAUAUAUUUCAAAAAUAAGAUGGCAGAAGGAGAUGAAUUGGUAGUUCCUGAAACAUCAGAUAAUAGUCGGAAACAGAUGGUUAGAAGUAUUAACAACAAGCGGCGUUAUUCCUUCAGAGUCCCAGAAGAGGAGAGGGUGCAACAGAGGAGAGAGAUGCUACGAGAUCCAGAAAUGAGAAAUAAAUUAAUUUCUAACCCAACUAAUUUUAACCACAUAGCACACAUGGGUCCAGGAGAUGGAAUACAGAUCCUAAAAGACCUUCCCAUGAACCCUCGGCCUCAGGAAAGUCGGGCAGUAUUCAGUGGCUCUGUCAGUAUUCCAUCUAUCACCAAAUCCCGCCCUGAGCCUGGUCGCUCCAUGAGCGCCAGCAGUGGCCUGUCAGCAAGGUCAUCUGCACAGAACGGCAGCGCGUUAAAGAGAGAAUUCUCUGGAGGAAGCUACAGUGCGAAGUGGCAGCCCGUGCCCUCCCCGUCCGAGGGCUCACUGUCUUCAGGAGGCAUGGACCAGGGGAGUGAUGCGCCAGCGAGGGACUGUGACGGAGAGGACUCUGAUUCCCCGAGGCAUUCCACCGCUUCCAACAGCUCCAACCUGAGCAGCCCUCCCAGCCCCGUGUCACCCCGGAAGACCAAGAGCCUCUCUUUGGAGAGCACUGACCACGGGAGCUGGGACCCCUGAACUGCCUCAGUGCUCACGCCUGAUAAGAGCCCUUCCCUGCUGGCUCCCCACCCUGCUCUCCUUUCCUCACGCCCUCUGCCUCUGCCUGGAAGCACAGGGCUGGCAGCAGCCCCAGGGUGGGGGUUCAGGAGUUCUGACUCUGACUCUGUGACUCUCAGAUCCCGUGACCCACACCCCUCCACUUACAGCAGCAGCCGUAAGGGCACACUUCCAUCCCGCAGCUUAGAUUCAUACUGAUUCAGUUCUGUACACGAGAGUGACUUUCCAUGCUAUUUUACACCCCUCCCCUCCCAGAAGGUAGCCUAAGUACACAGAUCCCACAAAUGUAAGUGAUAAGAACAAGAUCAGGCAGACUGUUUUCCCUGUAGAAUCUCAUAGUCCUGAGAUUACCACCUGGCGUCCCGUCGUCCCAGCACGGCACACCCAGCUCUCACUCAGCACCUGCAGUGAAUGACCGCCUGAUCGGUGCCAGUAAAUCCUUAGUAACUAAAACUGCAUAUUUUACUACAAUACAGAGUUUAAAUACACAAAAGUAGAGGUUAAAUAUUGAAUGUAUAUAGUAAAAAAAAGCAUCUUGUAGUCAGCAAAAGAUGGAUGCAUAUAUGAGAGAUCAUUUAAUUUAAAGAGAUGUGUUGUUUUCUUGUCUGUCCUCAGCCAAGUAAUUUAAAGGGUAGGAAGGCCUCCGGCUGACACUUGCAGGCAUUCAUAGAGGGAGAGCGAGAGGAAUCAGAGUUCCCUUUAGCACCAGUUCUCAAACCGGCUGAGGUCACAGUUACCCAGGAGCUUUAGAACAACACUCAGAGACUUUGGCUUCCUUAGUUUGGAGUGUGGCCUGGCACAGACGUAACAUGGAAAGCCUCUUCAGCAGCAUGAUCAAAAGGCAUAUUUACUUCAAGACAUUUUUCUAUUAGUAGAAUUUGAACCACGCUUCUCAAUUUUUAUAUUUUGGUAUCUUCUGCAGAUGAAUGUAGAAAAGCAGUUUUGCCACCUUCCAAUCCCUUCCAUUGAAAGGACAUGUGGAAUGUCAUGGCUUCUGGAGGUCCAUAAAAAGGCUCACGAAAGUGCUUUCUUCCUGGGCUAAUCCACUCCCUGAGUUGCCAUGAGGCAUCUGUCCCCCAGCUGAGCCGGCUUCCCUGGGGAGCUGUCUGUUAUGACAGUGGUGUCAGCUUCCUCAAAUAAGCCUGGGGGGAAAAAAAGGUUUAAUUACCAAAUAAUAUAAAACCUCAAGUGCAAGAACUUGAACAGCCUUAACCAAAUAUUCUCCCACACUCGGUGGAAAAGGACGCGUCCCACCCCAGGGUGCAGGCAGGACAGUAGCCUGGCAUGGCCUUCUUGCCUGGGCCUGAGUUUCCUCCGUCAGUUGCUACACUGUGCAGUUGGUUACAUUUCCUUUCAAUUCCUGCUGUUUUAAUUACCAAGAGGAAAUGAGCUGCAGAACCAGAAAUUUCUCCAGUCAUUUCACCAGUUAAGUACCUAAGUAGAGAAAGAGGUAGAAAUAAAAGUGACUCAUUAUUAAGAGAGUUUGUCCCUUUUACAUUUCUAAAUUUCUCUGAGAAAUAGAAACAGGGUUUUCUGCUCUUUAAGAUCCAGCUCAAAGGAAGAGCCGUGCGGUUGAGCCUGUGUUCCGCCUGGGUUCACACCCUCCUCUGAGCCGAGGGCCUUCCCAGCCCGGCCAGGGAGCUGAGCCUUUUCCCGGUUGAUGCUACUCUGAGGAGAAAGCUGCCAGGAGCAGGGAGGGAAGAAAGGAUCCUGCCUGGGGAUUAUGUUGCAAAGGGUUACCAGGGAGAAGUGAAAGUAAUAACAUCUGCCUGCAGGUGUAGUUUAUUUUACUUUGGCUUAAUUCACAGCACAAUUCUAGUCAUAAUUCACUGCACAGUUCUCAUCGCCUUCAUCUUUAGGCCUUUGGAAAACCACUUUUGUCCACCCAGAUACUGAGGGUCACACCUUGAGUUUGGUUGUUGCACGUGAUCCUGGUACCUCCUCAAAACUGGCGCUAAUCAGCCCACGGCGCGUGGGGCCUGACUAGUGCUGCCCCUCCUCCCUCCGCUGCCCUGGCAGGAUUCGCUCUCCCACUAAGCCAAUAGCUUCUAGUUUUGUCAACCAAGUGUAAACUUUUGUUUCCUGUAGAUGCUGAUUUUUUAAAGCAUGCUUUUAGGAUCAGAAUACCCCCAACCUGAAGCCUGGCCGCCACUGCAGUAGGUCACAUGGGCAGAUGAGGGAGCCGCUGAGGCUGUGCGGCCGCCAGAUCACUGCACGUGUAGUAGUAGCCUGGUGGGUCACACCACAGCACGUCCUGAGUUUUCCACAGCCAUCUUCAGUGGUCCUACUAGCUGUAAUGGAGCAGUCCCAAAUGUGAUAGAUUCUAACAGCAGGACUUUGGGAGAAACACUGGGUUUGGGGCGGGGCUUCCUAAGAUAAUGGUCAACCCACAGGGCUUAUCCCCACUCUUCAGUAAGAGGCAGUUACCUUCAGAAGCUUCUGAAAGGAAUGAUUUGAAAAGGUGGGGAGUGGGUUCCAGGGAAACAGGAAACAUGAUCACUCAAAGGGUCAGAAACACCAAUCAUGGAAAAGGCAAGGUGCUGCUGUCUGCUGUCAAUCUUUCUGUGUAGAAAGUAUUUUUAAAGUAUAGGGCAGCAGGAACUUACUUCUCUAGGAAAAGGAAAAAUAGAUGGAGAAGCAUUUCUGGCUUAGUCUGUAUGUGUUGGUAUUUGGUGCUAUAUCUAUGUCCAGCCAAUUUGUUGUCUACCCUUGAAUUCUGACUAAUCUAGCCAUGUGUUUUAGGUGUAUAAAAUUAUAUAUACACAUAAAUAUUUUCCUUUUUGCCAAAAACAAAAUACUUCCUCCUCGUCAAAUGAUCACUAAAGCAGAUUGCGCUUUUUUAGCUUGGUGUUUGCCCACAUACAUGCACCCACACCGGUCCCUAGGCUUAGAGGUUUGUGUUCUUUCCCAGGGAGCUGUCUCAAGGCCGUGAGGUACACUACAAAGGGCCCAUCCAUUUCGUUUUCCAAGCAGUUUAUAUACCCAAGCUUCAGGGAAGAAUCUGAAAUUACUGUUAUGUUUAUAGCAGUCUGUCAUUCCCGGUUUUCUCUCAACCUCUCUCUGCCUUCCAUAUGGUUACAUUAUGUAAUUUUGUCACUUAAUCACCACAUCUACUUAUGUGAAAGACCAGUUGCAUUUAUAUGAACUCAUAUCAGAAAAGAGCAGGGGGCAGACAUCCCAAACCCCCCAGGUGCAGCAGGGCUGUUUGCCAGCCUUUCAAGUGGUCACACACUGCUAAGUGGGGCAUGGCAUGCUCACCACCCACUGGACAGAGGCUGCUGCCCGAGUCCGCUGGGCACCACAGGGAAGUCUCUUUACUGGUCUCCUGAGUUCGUAAGCACCUGAUGUCUCACUGAGUCCAUCUUAAACCCUUUCUUCAUUACAACUAUUAUUCAAGUUCUCUGGGAAGACCCACUAGAGAAGAGGGCCUUGCUUCAGCUGGUGUCCAUCUCCCCUCCCAGCUCUGCCCAGCUGGCUGGCAUUUCCCCACUCUUGGGGCAGCCAUACACACACGAGACCAUUUCAUUUAUGGGGAUUGACCAAAAGAAAAAAUUCCAUGAAAACAAAAUGACCUGCCUUUUUAUUUGAUAGUGUGAUACCAUUUAUAAAAUUUUUAGGAUUUUUUCUCAUUGUAAUAUUAUUGUACAGUUUUGCAUGGCCUAGGUGUAAUCAUUUUUUUGUUUAGAAUAUAAUGCUGACAAAUGUGUGUAUGGAAGGGGAAAAGAUAAUCGAUUUGGCCUCUGAUCACUCCUUUUUUCAUUUCGUUUGGUUUUAUGCCCUCAGUGUCUUAGGGAACUUUAUAAGAGAUUCUCUGCUACCAAACAAUGGUGUGGAUUCUUUUUUGCACAGAAAUAUUUAAGGUGGGAUAGUCAAAAAAUGUAAAGGACUCCUCGCUACUCUUUUAUGUUGGUAUCACUUAUUAACCAGACUUUGAUGUAUUGCAAUAAAACAGGGAACUGUUA